GGCCCCUGGGGUCGCCCAAGAUGGCUGCGGGCGUGUCGGAGAGCGGCUCGGGCCCGGGCGGCGGCCUCGGGGAGUGCGCCGAGAUCAAGUGUCAGUUCCGCACCCGCGAGGGCUUCUACAAGCUGCUGCCGGGCGACGGCGCCGCCCGUCGACCGGGACCCGUUUCCGUGCAGACCCCGGCGCCGCCGCAGCCGCCGCCGCCCCCGCCCGGCCCGGCCUCCUCGGCCUCGGCUUCGGCCUCCGCUCCCGGCGCCGCGGCCUCCGCCUCGUCCCCGCCGCCGCCACCGCCCGCCGGGCCCGGGCCCGCCCUCCCCGCCGUGCGUCUCAGCCUCGUGCGCCUAGGCGAACCGGACAGCACCGGCCCCGGCACCGGGGAGCCGCCCGCCACGCCCGCCGGGCUGCGCGCCGGGGGGGACCGCGUCUGCUUCAACCUGGGCCGCGAGCUCUACUUCUACCCGGGCUGCUGCCGCCGCGGGAGCCAGCGGUCCAUUGACCUCAACAAGCCCAUCGACAAGCGAAUCUACAAGGGCACCCAGCCCACCUGCCACGACUUCAACCAGUUCACCGCUGCCACGGAGACCAUCUCCCUGCUGGUGGGCUUCUCUGCCGGCCAGGUGCAGUACCUGGACCUCAUCAAGAAGGACACCAGCAAGCUAUUCAAUGAGGAGCGGCUGAUUGACAAGACCAAGGUGACGUAUCUGAAGUGGCUGCCCGAGUCAGAGAGCCUGUUCCUGGCGUCCCAUGCCAGCGGCCACCUGUACCUGUACAAUGUCGGCCACCCGUGCGUGUCGGCCCCGCCGCAGUACAGCCUGCUGAAGCAGGGCGAGGGCUUUGCCGUGUACGCCGCCAAGAGCAAGGCGCCCCGCAACCCGCUGGCCAAGUGGGCGGUGGGCGAGGGGCCCCUCAACGAGUUCGCCUUCUCGCCCGACGGCCGGCACCUGGCCUGCGUGAGCCAGGACGGCUGCCUGCGCGUCUUCCACUUCGACUCCAUGCUGCUGCGCGGCCUCAUGAAGAGCUACUUUGGGGGCUUGCUGUGCGUGUGCUGGAGCCCCGAUGGCCGCUACGUGGUGACCGGAGGGGAGGAUGACCUGGUCACCGUGUGGUCCUUCACUGAGGGCCGCGUGGUGGCUCGGGGCCACGGCCACAAGUCGUGGGUCAACGCCGUGGCCUUCGACCCCUACACCACGCGGGCCGAGGAGGCCUCGUCGGCCGGCGCGGACGGGGAUCGCGGCGAGGAGGAAGCGGAGGCCGCGGGCCCAGGCUCAAAUGGGGGCGCCCCGCUCUCCCCGCUGCCCAAGGCCGGCUCCAUCACCUACCGCUUCGGCUCGGCUGGCCAGGACACGCAGUUCUGCCUGUGGGACCUCACGGAGGAUGUGCUUUCCCCGCACCCGCCCCUGGCCCGCACCCGCACCCUGCCCGGCACUCCCGGUGCCACCCCGCCGGCCACCGGCAGCGCCUGGGCUGGUGAGCCAGGCCCGAGCCCCCUGCCCCGUUCCCUGUCCCGCUCCAACAGCCUCCCGCACCCGGCGGGCGGUGGCAAGGCUGGUGGGCCCGGGGCGGCGACUGAGGCGGGCCCACCGUUCAGCAUCGGCCGCUUCGCCACGCUCACGCUGCAGGAGCGGCGGGACCGCGACCGCGACCGGGACCGGGACCGCGCGGCGGAGAAAGAGCACAAGCGCUACCAUAGCCUGGGCAACAUCAGCCGCGGGGGCAGCGGCAGCGGCGACAAGCCCAGCGGGCCUGUGCCUCGCAGCCGCCUGGACCCGGCCAAGGUGCUGGGCACCGCCCUCUGCCCACGCAUCCACGAGGUCCCGCUGUUGGAGCCCCUCGUGUGCAAGAAGAUUGCGCAGGAGCGGCUGACGGUGCUGCUCUUCCUGGAGGACUGCAUCAUCACCGCCUGCCAGGAGGGCCUCAUCUGCACCUGGGCCCGGCCAGGCAAGGCGUUCACAGACGAGAACAAGACGCAGGCAGGGGAAGCCCAUUGGCCCAGGUCACCCAGCAAGUCAGUGGUAGAGGGUAUCUCCUCCCAACCAGGCAACUCCCCAAGUGGCACAGUGGUGUGAAGCCAUGGAUGUCGGGGGCCCUUACCCCGUGCCCCAGCCUCCUAGCCACAACCCACCCUGCUGACCUCAUGGAUCACCGUGUUAACAAGACUAAUCAUAAUGGAGAGACUGCUCAAGCCCCCAUUCUGCACAAAUACUGGGGGUCCCCCAGACGAGCCCAGUUAUGGGGAUAGAGUGUCCUCAGCCUUGUCCCCAUCCACUGCCAAGUACAAUGACCUGUUCCUCUGAAAUGUCAGUGUUAAUCCACAUCUCUGUCCCAGCAUGUGACCGGUCACUCCCGGGUUGAGAGGGCAGGCCCACCCCUCGCAGCCUGCACCCUCCCCCACCCUUGCUCUCUGUGCUUUUGAAGAGUGUUAAAUUAUGAAGUCCCCAGGGCUCUCCCCUGGACCUCUUAUUUAUACUAAAGCUCCCCGUUUGCACAGUG
Messenger RNA from Jaculus jaculus (lesser Egyptian jerboa), 2487 nucleotides. It is a transcript of the gene Dmwd, whose product is annotated as DM1 locus, WD repeat containing. Lineage: Eukaryota; Metazoa; Chordata; Mammalia; Rodentia; Dipodidae. The transcript has 5 exons. Gene Ontology annotation, molecular function: protein binding. Bases 21 to 2063 code for a protein of 680 amino acids. The record is from RefSeq and is a predicted model, not a curated record.